Iphiclides podalirius (scarce swallowtail) is the source of this 306-nucleotide messenger RNA. Lineage: Eukaryota; Metazoa; Arthropoda; Insecta; Lepidoptera; Papilionidae. The record is from the annotation of a GenBank genome assembly.
AUGCGACGUGACGGCGGAGCAGAAGCACUGGUCUUCGGCUGCAGUCCAUACCGACAUGAAACGGUGCCGCAAAGCUUGCUAAUAUGCUGCGGUGGAGUAGCCAAGCUGAAUGCGGCUUCUUUUGAAAGCUCCCUUCAUUCGGCUCAUCCGCAACUACGCUCCGAUGUGAGCCGGCUAGCAUGUGGGUCGACGCAGCCCCACACGAGCGUGUGUCCGCAUGCCGUACGUGGCAAAUCAGCACCCUUGGUGACCGUAAAAAGCGUCGUUCCAUUUAAAAACGCCGACGGGAGUGGCGGCUCUAAUAAC